UCACAUUCAAGAAAUCGAAUAUUCAUUAUCAAACCGUUCAUUCAUAUUAUACUUUUAUAAGUUUCAUAUUUCAUUUGUUAUAUAACGAACUGUGUAAUACAGUAAAUUUAUUCUCUAGUAUAGUAUUUUCAUUUGACUUAUAGCCGUUUGUGUAAAUUAUAUCAAUAAAAAUGUUUAAAAAAUUAGCUUCAUCUGUUGUAUCUAGCUAUUUAACUCAAAAUCUUACAAAAAAUGCACCCAAGGUGAACCAAAGUGCUUUACGUACAUUUUUUUCUUCUCCUACAACUUACGUCAAAGUUCAACAGGCUGCACCAGAAUUUGAAGGAAAAGCAAUUGUUAAUGGAGAAAUAAAAGAUAUUAAAUUGUCUGAUUUUGCUGGAAAAUAUGUAGUGUUGUUUUUUUACCCACUGGAUUUCACAUUUGUAUGCCCAACUGAAUUGAUAUCAUUCAGUGAUCAUAUUGAAGAGUUUAAUAAAAUUGAUGUUCACGUGAUAGGAUGUUCAUGUGAUUCACACUUUUCUCAUUUAGCAUUUAUCAAUACACCUAAAAAGCUUGGUGGUUUGGGUGGAUUAAAGUACCCAUUGUUGUCUGAUUUCAAUAAAGAAAUUGCUAAGGCCUAUGAUGUUUUAAUAGAACCAGAUGGUAUUCCACUCCGCGGUCUUUUCAUAAUAGAUCCUAAGGGUUGUAUAAGACAAAUAACUAUAAAUGAUCUGCCCGUUGGACGUAGUGUAGAUGAAGUUAUACGGCUUGUCCAAGCUUUCCAAUUUGUUGACAAAAAUGGAGAAGUUUGUCCAAUGAACUGGAAACCAAACAGCCCAACAAUCAAACCAGAUCCAAAUCAAGCAAAAGAGUAUUUUGAUAAAGUUAACAAGUGAUGCAUUCUUAAUUAUAUAGAAACAAAUAAAGCUUGUUGAGAGAUAUAAUUAGAUAUAAAGUAUUUUCAUUCUUUAUGUUAUAAUAAUCUACUUCUUGAAACAUUUUAUUAGAUAUUUAUGUUAAAUUGUGUUUUAUUUUUAAUUGCAUUUAGUUGUGUUUGAAUGGCUUUAU
Messenger RNA from Adelges cooleyi (spruce gall adelgid), 1047 nucleotides. Its product is annotated as peroxiredoxin-like. Gene Ontology annotation, biological process: hydrogen peroxide catabolic process; cellular response to stress; cell redox homeostasis. Gene Ontology annotation, cellular component: cytosol; mitochondrion. The record is from RefSeq and is a predicted model, not a curated record. Bases 171 to 875 code for a protein of 234 amino acids. The transcript is spliced from 7 exons. Gene Ontology annotation, molecular function: thioredoxin peroxidase activity. Lineage: Eukaryota; Metazoa; Arthropoda; Insecta; Hemiptera; Adelgidae.